AUGGGGUUGUUCCAAUUCCUUGUCAAGACCAUCUCCAUCGUCCCAAUCCAUCCCUUCUAUAAAAGUUUUUCAUCCGAUCUACCCUCUGCACCUCAAAUAGCAAUCUCAUUUCGAGCCACUGCUUCAGCACCUUCCUGGAACCCAGAACUCACCAUCAAACCCAAAACCAGCAAUUCCAAUUCAAGGACCGCCAUGUUCGCAAAAAUUUCCCGUAUGUUGGCGGGUAAGAAACACAGCGAAACAAAGAAAGCGGGAAAGGACCCUCGGCAGGUUGAGGUGACAAAACGACCAAAGAAAUCUGUCGGGUUUGAAAACGACGCGAAAUUGGUGCAGACCAUCGAGGUCCCUCCAAAUGUCGACAAGCCCGCUACAGGUGAGCCACCGGUUUUGCGCAAGGAAAAGCAUCCGUUACAUCUAGGUGUGAAGGAACAGCAGCCAUCUUGUCGAACGGAUUUAGAGAUGGCGCCGGUUGCCGAAGGUGGAUCAUCUUCUACCAUGCCCUCCCGAGCUCCACCAGCGAGUUUUCCAAACGCUCGAAUCCCAGGAUGCGAUCACCACAACACCACCCUCAUCAGCACUGACAUGGCUGGCAAGAGUAUGACGAGCUUCCGCGCACGUUGGGUCUUUUCCGAUGGCACCAGCACCACUCACACGCACGAAGCUGCUCCGUUCUCGCCAAUCAUGGCUUGUCCAACUUCUCCAUUUCACGGCCUUGAUCCUCUCAUACCAGGGACAACGAUCGUUAACACCAGUGUCAUCUCCACUGAUGAGGCCGGCAACAGCAAUUUACGUUGCCGCACGACUUGCAUGCUACUCGAUGGCACUAGUAAGACUCAAACUCGCGACCCUGUCUUCAUUCCGGCGUCUGCUGACAAGGUUGGUGACCCAUCCCCACUUUCUCAUGCUACGCCAGCUGAAGGCGUUCCUUCAUUCAAUGAUAGCUCUUUGGGAGAGUCGUCCUCAAUUGAAUUGUCUUCUUUAGGUAGCACCAGCCAUACAGUCGCUGAAACUGCCAACCCGCAGACCCAACCAACCCUACGCCAACCUCGAAAGUUCUACCGACAGCCAUGGAAUCUAUUCGUCCGCAAACCUAAGUUCUGCAACCUCACUCCACGGCCCGAGGAAGACCAUCGUCUCACCGAUGAGGCGUGGACGGUGAUCUUGAACCGAAUUGCAGAGCAGAAGACCGAGGUGAAGAACACAAAGCCUGAGCAGACCCAGCCACAGGAGGGAACCAAGCCUGAACAGACUCAGCUGAAGGUGAGUCCUACCUUUGAUGACAUCCUCGCGGCCUUGGAUGGCAGUGUAGAGGAGAGAUCGGAGCUGGAGGGUAAGAAACGCAAGCAGACGAAAGCAAAGCAGUCCAAGGCCAAGCGCGAAAAGAAGUUGCUGUCUGAUCAAAAUGGGCCAGCUUGGUGGAUGUGA
Molecule: messenger RNA, 1425 nt
Organism: Endocarpon pusillum Z07020
Lineage: Eukaryota; Fungi; Ascomycota; Eurotiomycetes; Verrucariales; Verrucariaceae
Exons: 2
Coding region: 1-1425 (474 amino acids)
Source: RefSeq, a predicted model, not a curated record